GAGCACAUGAUAUGCAAUAACCGUGAGUCUCUGAUACAUGUAUCAUUUUACUUACAUUUUAAGCUAUAAUUUAUUGAAUGUCUUUAUAUUGCAUUGGUCAUUUACAAAAUACAUUUGAAUGUAUUUCAUGCAAAAGUCAAUCUAUUUCAGAGAACUUUAAAUGAUCAUGAGCAUAAUUCUUUAAACAACUCUGGACUUUUGGACUUUUUGCAAUUAAAACGAUUGGUCACCACUAUGACACAGAAACGCCUAAAACCGACUGUUCAAGAUCGUGGCUAUGCUUGGGUAAUUGUAGCUGCGACGUUUUGUCUCAAUUUCAUCCAAGCUGGCGUGCGUUUCUCAUAUGGGCUUUUCUUCGUUGAGUUUCUGAAAGAAUUCAACAAAGGCAAAGGUCAAACAGCAUGGGUCGGUAGCAUAACACAGUGUGCGUUCAAUCUUCAAGGUCCAAUAUCAGCUUAUAUAGUAAACAGGUUUGGAUACCGCACCAGUGCUAUUGUUGGCUCUCUGAUCACAUGUGCCGGCUUCUUGUUGAGUUAUUUAGCAACUGAUCUAUAUUUUCUCUACUUGACAUAUGGUGUUUUGCAAGGUAUUGGAUUUGGAAUGGUUUUCCUGUCCGGAUUUGUUGCUACCGGGAAAUAUUUCAGAAAAAGGAGGACAUUUGCUGUAGGGAUUAGUUUCUCCGGGGGAGGUGUAGGAACAUUUGCAUUCAUUCCUGUCGCAAGACUGAUAAUUGAUACAUUUGGAUGGCGAGGGUCUGUGUUUAUAUUAGCUGGUGUUACUUUAAAUGGAUGUGUUUUUGCAUCGUUUUUAAGACCAUUUAUAGACGAUGAAUCAGGACUCGAAGUUGUAGAAGAAAUUGAACAAAAGUCUGCGACAAAUAAAGAGAAUGGUACAGAUGACACGAAAUCAGUGAUAACAGAAAUAUCAAAUACAAUUGACGAGCAUGAUAAAGUCGGUAAUAAAGAAAAACAAACUAUUUCCUUGGCUGUCAUGAAAACCUAUGAACUAAAUACGGACAAUGUUAUCACAAGUUUAGAUUUGUCACAAUCUCAACAUUCGUCUUAUGCUCAGGAUUAUGGUCAGGAUAUUUCAAAAGAAGUUACGAUAGGACCAUUAAGAUAUGAAACAGACAUGUUUAAAGAAAAUGAAGAAUCAAAAGAACUUAAUCUAAAGACCCCGCAAGGUGAUACUAGCGAACAAGACGUGUUUAGAAAUGCUUUCAUAGAAAAGUUUUGUCCAAAAACGCUAGUGACAAAUAGUAAUUUUAUUAUUCUUAUGCUAUCAAUCGUGUUUAUAGCUUUGCCAGAGUUUGUACCAUUCAGCAUGUUACCAGACUUUGCAUUAAAUGUAAACUGUAGUUCAGCACAAAGUACCUGGAUGUUGUCAGCAGUUGGUAUGGGAGGAUUAAUUACCCAAGCUGGUGUAGGAUGCAUAGCCGAUAUGAAAUGUCUUCAUAAACUGAGUCUUCUAGGCGGCUGUCUUUUAUCAAUCGGCGUAACUACAAUGAUUGUUGCUGUAAUCCCGAUGUUUUGGACGCUCAUUACAUAUUCAGUUCUUUAUGGAAUGCUUUCAGGAGCUAUGUACACGGUGCAGCCAAUUGUAAUAUUGGAGUAUAUAGAUGAAAAGUAUAUGGCGACAAUGCAAGGGUUGACCAUGUGGGUGUACGGUAUUUCAGGAUUAAUUGGAAGUCCCGCCGCUGGUUGGUUGUUUGAUGCUACUGGAAGUUAUACAUCAAGUUUCUUGGCAGCUGGCGGUUGUUUUGUACUUAGUGGUUGUAUCAACUUUCUAGUCUUAUGUACAAAACGUAGUAGAACAGCUAGAAAACUUAAGAAACUAAAAUCUGAUCCGUGAGACAUUCUUUACAAAGGUUCAACGGACCAUUUUAGUACAAUAUCAAUUGAUAUUUCAACUUCAAAUCUUGAGAACUAAGAUUAAGUUAUUAUAUUAAUUGUUAACGUUAAUGUUAUACAGAUUUUAUUAAUACGUGGAAAAAAGAACAAAUAUGACUUAUAUAUCAUGUUGAUUUAUUCUAUAUAUAUUAUCUAGACCUUUAAGGUCAAAUGAUUGAAAUUUGUCUUUACUUUAUUCAUUUACAGAUUUGAUUUAUAAUUAUAAAAAAGGAACACAUGCUAUUAGUCUCCUAUCGGUACCCAGAGGGGUCUUUUCUCCAGCCGUCUGUCUGUCCGUUCGACCGUCAACAAAACUGGAUCCCAUGAUUAGAGUAAAACGUACUGAAAAUAUCUUUAUGAAACUUGAGAUAUAGAUAUAUGGCAGUCUGGAAAUCUUUUCCCCUUCUUCCAUGUUGUAAACUUUGGUUGCUAUGGCGACACGUAGACUGAGAA
This is a messenger RNA of Ruditapes philippinarum (Manila clam), 2342 nucleotides long. Its product is annotated as monocarboxylate transporter 12-like. Gene Ontology annotation, biological process: monocarboxylic acid transport; transmembrane transport. The record is from RefSeq and is a predicted model, not a curated record. Gene Ontology annotation, molecular function: monocarboxylic acid transmembrane transporter activity. Bases 235 to 1851 code for a protein of 538 amino acids. Lineage: Eukaryota; Metazoa; Mollusca; Bivalvia; Venerida; Veneridae. The transcript is spliced from 6 exons.